UAGGCUCAUUACAUUCUUGCUAGCUCAAGAGUCGUUUGGACCAGCCUGUGGACACAAACAUGCCAACCAUGCCAGCCGUCGUGGCUGCCGCCGGCGCCGCCACCCCGUGCGCCAACGUCGUCGAGGACCUCGCCGGCUUCCUCCGCGUCCUCAGCGACGGCACCAUCCUCCGGUCGCCGGCGGGACCGGUGUUCUGCCCGUCCACCUUCCCCGGCGAGCACCCGUCCGUGGAAUGGAGGGAGGCCGUCUACGACAAGGCCAAGAACCUCCAUGUCCGCAUGUACAAGCCGUCGCCGGCAUCCGCCGCCGGCGACGGUGGCGAGAAUGGCGGCAGGAAGCUACCGGUGCUCGUCUACUUCCACGGCGGCGGCUUCUGCCUCGGCUCGUGCACGUGGGCCAACGUCCACUCGUUCUGCCUCCGCCUCGCCGCCGACGCCGGUGCUGUCGUACUCUCCGCCGGGUACCGCCUCGCCCCCGAGCACCGCCUCCCCGCGGCGGUCGACGAUGCGGCGGGUUUCCUCCACUGGCUCCGGGAACAGUCCGUGGACGCCGCUGGAGGCGGCGACGGCGGAUGGCUCAUCGAGGCCGCCGACUUCGGCCGCGUGUUCGUCACCGGCGACUCGGCCGGCGGCACCAUAGCGCACCACCUCGCCGUGCGCGCCGGCACGGCCGCGUCCAAUCUCGCCGGCGCCGGCGAGCCCGGAGACCCCGUCACCAUCCAAGGCUACGUCCUGCUAAUGCCGUUCUUCGGCGGCGUCCGCCGAACGCCGUCGGAGGCGGAGUGCCCCGCCGACGUGUUCCUCAACCUGGACCUGUUUGACCGGUUCUGGCGUCUCUCGCUGCCGGCGGGCGCCACGAGGGACCACCCGAUGGCGAACCCGUUCGGCCCGGACAGCCCCGCGCUGGACGGCGUCGACUUCCGCCCCGUCCUCGUCGUCGCCGGCGGCCUCGACAUGCUGCGCGACCGCGCCGUGGACUACGCCGAGCGGCUGUCCGCCAUGGGCAAGCCGGUGCAGCUCGCCGAGUUCGCCGGCGAGCACCACGGGUUCUUCACGCUGGGCCCGGGCUCCGACGCCACCGGCGAGCUGAUCGCCGUCCUGACACGCUUCAUAUCCACCACCACGACACAGUAGGUAAUCAUCUCAUGGAGAGUUCGUGCCAUCUCCAUCGCCACCAUCUUCUUUCGUUCUACUACUAGCUUUUGGUGGAGUGCGACGUGAGGGAGGGGGUGUUCGUCACGUGUCAGUGGAUGUUGAUGUGAUGCGUGUUGUCAUCGGACAUGGGUGGAGUAAAAUGAGCCGGACGAACAGUAGUCUGAUCCUUGGAGGAUCUGCAGUUCUUUCUGCAUGCACGCACUGAUGCUGCUGCAGAGUGUUGCUUUCGGUGGUAUACAUGAUGUUGCCAAAAAGAAUUUGGUUAAUGUGUAUGCUUGUGUGUAUGGUAAGGCUAUGCAGGAUAUAUGCAGCUAUGUGGUUAAUUUGUUGUUU
This is a messenger RNA of Oryza brachyantha (malo sina), 1487 nucleotides long. RefSeq names its product probable carboxylesterase 15. NCBI's taxonomy places the organism in Eukaryota, Viridiplantae, Streptophyta, Magnoliopsida, Poales, Poaceae. The transcript has a single exon. Bases 60 to 1133 code for a protein of 357 amino acids. Gene Ontology annotation, molecular function: hydrolase activity. The record is from RefSeq and is a predicted model, not a curated record.